AUGAUUUUUCGAACAAUCCGAUUGGAAUACACGCAUCCCUACUAUCCAUUGCUCUUUCUUAUCAUGCUCUUCGAUAUGCUUUUCGUUAUAAUGACUACAAUCAGUGCCAUUGAUAUAAUAGUACGCAUCGAGUUCGCGUUCGUCUUACCGCAAAUUCUUAUGAUGGCUACGGCCUAUCCCAUUCUCAUCUCAAUCCUCGAUUUCAUUCUAUGUGUUCAUCGCGUCGCCGUAAUUUUCUGGGAGUCGGACUUCUGGAACGAAAAGAUCCGCUGGUACGGACCAUUGAUGUUCUGCUUGUCGCUUCCCGUCGUUCUCGUGAUCACCAUUGGGUGUCUGUUGUUCGUCGGCAUGCACACCAUUAUGAAGGGCGAUGCGAAGGCGAUGAUCUAUGCGAACGUGGCGCACUAUUCAGACAUUAUUCUCAAAUUUCUGCUCAGCUUUGCCACAUUUCUCGGCUAUUUUCUCAUUUUCGCCAAAUUGAGAACUCAUCGGAAGCGGAUGAAACGAGCGGUUGAUUAUACAAUCAUCAAGCAAGCUUUUCCAAUCGCCUGCUUUCAAUUGGUACAAUUUCAGCUUCAGCGUUUAAGCUUCUCGCAUUUCCAGACCGCCGUGGUUACAACCAUCAUCGUUCACUUGUUGGUCUAUUUCACGCUUCUUCUCCUUAUCAUUCUCACCAAUAUUUUAUUCGUUUUGUGCUCGGGAGCCCUGAUCAUUAGCAUCAUAUUUCUCCCCGAAUCCGAUAUUUCCGUCGAUCUAAGCCUCAUCUGCUUCUGCUAUCCGUCGCUACUAACAAUUCUCGAUUUCCUAUUGUGCGCUCAUCGAGUGUCGGUGUUCUUCACCGACUCGAAGGUGCUCAACGAAAAGAUCCGCUGGAUGGGACCAUCGAUAUUUAUCCUAUUGUGCCCGGCGAUUUAUGAGCUCAGUUAUCGAUCCUAUCAAUACGAAACGGAUUUCGCCGCGGAUCGGCUAAAUCAAUUCUAG
This is a messenger RNA of Caenorhabditis bovis, 981 nucleotides long. NCBI's taxonomy places the organism in Eukaryota, Metazoa, Nematoda, Chromadorea, Rhabditida, Rhabditidae. The record is from the annotation of a GenBank genome assembly.